AUGUCAACCCCGCCACUCCACGGGCAGGAAGCCGGCUGUGGAUGCAGACAUGACCCAACUGUGGAGGAAGGGUCUGUUUUCAUUUAUGUGGUUUUUUCUUUAUAAAGACAAAGGCUGGGUGUGAUGGUGAUGUGGCAAACAGGGCAAGCUGAGGGAGUGGAGAACAUGACGCUUUGUUCCAACUACCAGUAUAAAAAUGUUUCCUUCCCAGUCUAAUCAAAUUUGUGAAUAAUGUAACUUGAGCCUUUAGGCUCUACAUGUGCAGUUUAAGUUGUGCACAAUUGUGGUUGUCAUUGGCAUGUGUCUCUUUGUUAACAUGUGGACAACUGUUUGUAUUCAUUUACUGCUGCAAGGGCAGCUAAAUCAGUGCACCAUACAAAUCCAAGGUGAAAUUCCUGAAAGAGACAAUGAGGUGUGUCAUAUCGUAUUGAACUAUACUGUAUCAUAUCAUAUCAUAUCAUAUCAUAUCAUAUCAUAUACGGAAUUGUAUCUUAUAAUAUUGUAUCGUAUCCAAGAUAAGUUCCCUAAAGGGAUCAAUACAUUGUAUUACACAUGUUGUGUUGUACACAUUGUCUUGGAUACAAUUUGAUAAGAUAUGGUAUGAUACAAUGCAAUAUGACACGAGUUUCUUUAAGGGUCAAUAAGGGGUACUGUAUAAUUUCAUAUUGAAUGAUAUAGUGUUGUAUUGUAUCGUAUCAUAUUGUAUCAAUUCAUAUCGAAUCGUAUCAGAUCGUGUAACAUCAUAUGGAAUCGUAUCUUCUCUUAUCAAAUUGUAUCUUCUCAUAUCAUACCGCACUGUAUCCUAUCAUAUCCAAGACACAUUCUCUGAAGAGGGAAAUUAGUUUUAUCAUUUUGUACCAUAUCGCUUGUUUUGUAUCAUAUUGUACCUUAUUGUUUUGUAUUGUAUCCAAAAACAGAUUUCUUAAAGGGUAUCUCAUCCCAUUUACCUCAUCAUUCAGAUUGUUUUGUUAUGUAUUGAAUUCAACCAUAUCGUGGACAUUAUAUCGUAUCAGCACCGUACCUUAUUGUAUCGUGUUGUGCCUCACCAGAAGCUGCCCAAUGGGGCUUACAACUGUCCACACACUGACCCAAUAAAGUAACAGAAAACACCUUCCAAAAGUCUAACAAGUGAUUUAUUAUAACAAAAGACCAGACAUAAAUAAUCCACCAAAGAUUAACUAAAGAACAUUUUAACAAGACAAAUGAACACCAGGAUCAUAUCCAAACGCUACUGUGCAAAUGCUGGUUUCAAGAAACAGAGAAAAUCCCGGACUUACCGAGAUAUUUGGCUUAUUUCAAAUUCAAACAAUGACGGGAGGUGCAGCCAUUUUGUCCAUACCAUAUACAGUCUAUGAUCAUAUUGUAUCGUAUCGUAUCACAUGGUCUGGUUUUGUCUUUUAUCUUGUAUUGUAGAUGGAUUUACUGCUUGGAGUUGAGUAACUCUUGCGAUGUAUGUGAUUUUGCUUUGCUGCUCAUUCUUCCUUUUUUCAUGUUAUUUUUCCUACAGGUUUGGGCCAACAUCAAAGCAAAAACAUACUCCUUCCAAGCUCAUUACACAAAUGAGCUUUGGGGCCUCCUGCACAAGCUGA
Xyrichtys novacula (pearly razorfish) is the source of this 1589-nucleotide messenger RNA. NCBI's taxonomy places the organism in Eukaryota, Metazoa, Chordata, Actinopteri, Labriformes, Labridae. The record is from the annotation of a GenBank genome assembly.